ACUUGAAUUUUCCCGAAUCCAAUUCCAAAGACGGCAAUUGCAUAGAAACCCUUCCUCUUGUAUCUCUUCCCUACCGUCGCUGCUCAGACUUUUCAACCGUCAUUGUGUCAUUGUGAACCUUUAGGCUUCAGCAGCUCAGCUACGCCGAAAGUCACGCUCACUGUGUGUGCAGCGGGUUCCAAGGUAGAGAAGGGACUCGACGACCAUUUUCCCGAAGGCGAACGCUAUUUCGACCUCGACAACUUCGGCAACACUAGCUAUUGCAACAGCAUCCUCCAGAUUGACAAUGAAGACGCUGAAGAAUAAAAAGCAGCACAAAAAAGAGGGGCCUGAAAAGAUAAAUGGGACUUUAAGAAGAAUAGAACAGCAAUUAGACCAAGCAGCUGAUAAGUCCGAAGAUUCUUCCUCCGAUUAUGAUUUUGAAGUUGUUGACAAUGAGAGUUUAUCUGAGGAUGAAGGUCCCCCAAGUGAAUCAGGAUCCGAACAGAGUGAACCCUCUGGCAAUGAGGAUGUUGUCUCAAGUGAUGAUGAUGAUGGGAAUCAUGAUGAUACCAGAAAUAACAGAAAAAUGGAUGGAGGGGAAAGUGAUGACUCCCGUGAAGUAAUUGAGGAGAGCGAUUCAUCUGAAGAUGAGGUUGCGCCUCGCAAUACUGUUGGUAGUGUUCCAUUGGAAUGGUACAACGAUGAGGAACAUAUUGGAUAUAAUUUAGCAGGAAAGAAGAUCAAGAAGAAGGAGAGACAGAAUAAGCUGGAUUCAUUUCUUGCAAGUGCUGAUGAUUCCAAGAGUUGGCGUAAGAUAUAUGAUGAGUAUAAUGAUGAGGAAGUGGAGCUAACCAAGGGAGAGACUAAACUUAUCCGUAGAUUAUUGGAAGGAAAGGCCCCACAUGCUGAUUUUGACCCAUAUCAGCCGUAUGUUGAUUUUUUUGCUUGGGAUGAUUCCAAGCAUCCACUUUCCAAUGCGCCAGAACCAAAGAGACGUUUUAUUCCUUCAAAAUGGGAGAGUAAAAAGGUUCUCCAGCUUGUCCGGGCAUUCCGAAUGGGACAUAUAAAGUUUGAUGAUAAGCCUAAGAAAGAGUCGAAUCUUUAUGACGUGUGGGCAGAUGAUUCUAGCUUGGCAGAACGACAAGGAUUGGCACAUAUUCCUGCACCGAAGUUCAAGUUGCCAGGUCACGAGGAAUCUUUCAAUCCGUCUGGAGAAUACAUCCCAUCACAAGAAGAAAUUAAUGCCCUCCAGCUCAUCCCUGAGGAAGAUCGUCCUAAAUUUAUUCCCCAGCGGUUCGAGUUCUAUCGAAGUGUUCCUGCUUAUGAUAAAGCUGUUAGUGAAAGGUUUGGUCGUUGUUUGGAUCUUUAUCUAUGUCCUCGAGCUCGGAAAAAACGUAUUAAUAUUGAUCCUGAGACGUUGAAGCCUAAGUUGCCAAGUCGUAAAGAUCUUAAGCCUUAUCCAACAACAUGUUAUCUGGAGUACAAAGGUCAUAAAGGUCCUGUCGUAUCAGUUACUGCAGAAUCUACCGGUCAAUGGAUUGCUUCUGGUUCAAAUGAUGGAAGUGUUCGUGUUUGGGAGGUUGAAACUGGAAGAUGUCUUAGGGUCUGGGAUAUAGGCGAACCUGUUCAGCAAGUUGUAUGGAAUCCUCUGCCCGAGCUUCCUUUAUUAGCAAUUGCAGCGGGUCAGGAUGUGUUUAUUUUGAACACUGGAUUAGGAAGUGAAGAAGAACAGAAAAAGAUUGAAGAGCUUCUGCAUAUUGAAACCCCAACUGCACCGGAUGAUUCUGACAAGAAUGCAUCCUUAAUCAGCUGGGGUCCGGAUGAGAAGCAUGGGGGAAUCAGGUUAAAACACUUUAAGACUGUAUCUUCAUUAGAGUGGCAUCGCAAGGGAGACUAUCUUUCAACGCUUAUGCCACAUGGUGAAUCAAGAUCAGUAUUGAUCCACCAACUCUCUAAGAAACUUACCCAAAGAAUACCUUAUAAGUUGAGAGGACUUCCUGUUUCAUCUGCCUUCCAUCCGAUUCGUUCUAUAUUCUUCAUUUCAACGAAGAAGGAUGUUCGCGUCUAUGAUCUGUUAAAGCAAAAGCUUCUUAAGAAGCUUGAGCCUGGAGUGCGUGAAGUUUCCUCCAUUGCUAUUCACCCUGGUGGUGAUAAUGUCAUUGUGGGAAGCAAAGACGGAAAAUUGUGCUGGUUUGACAUGGACCUUUCUUCUCAACCUUAUAAAGUCCUCAAGCCUCAUAAAAAAGAUAUCAACAAAGUCUCUUUCCAUCGUUCAUACCCUUUAUUCUCGUCAUGCUCAGACGAUUGCACUGCAUAUGUUUUCCAUGGAAAGGUUUAUUCGGAUCUGAAUCAGAACCCAUUAAUUGUUCCCCUGGAAAUUCUACGUGGGCACGCCAGUGCGGAUGGAAGAGGAGUUCUUGACUGCAAGUUCCAUCCAAGACAACCAUGGCUAUUUACCGCUGGCGCCGAUUCAAUUAUCGGGCUCUAUUGUCAUUAAGAAAGGUCACAGGGGUCGGUAAUACUGUACUUCAAGUUCCAUUGUUAGAGGGCGUUGGAAGAUUAUCAAAUCCCAAUCUUGUUCAGGGUCUUUCCGAGGCGAGCCUGAGAUUAGUAUUUUGGUCCGUAUCAGAACCUUGAAAUGAUAAAAGUUUAUUGUUCUAUUUAUUUUUCCCCAUAUUUUUGGAAUCGAGUCUCGUACAGAAUCCUCAAUGUUAUUUCAAUAUAUUGUAAUUUGACAUGAUGUUUGACGUGGUGUAGCAUUACAAUAUUGGUCUGAUUAUUUUUCAAGCUAAUUUUAUUCUAAAUUCUCAUUAAUAGGC
This is a messenger RNA of Olea europaea var. sylvestris, 2801 nucleotides long. Its product is annotated as ribosome biogenesis protein BOP1 homolog. Gene Ontology annotation, biological process: ribosome biogenesis; maturation of LSU-rRNA from tricistronic rRNA transcript (SSU-rRNA, 5.8S rRNA, LSU-rRNA). Gene Ontology annotation, cellular component: PeBoW complex; preribosome, large subunit precursor. The transcript has 19 exons. The record is from RefSeq and is a predicted model, not a curated record. Gene Ontology annotation, molecular function: protein binding; ribonucleoprotein complex binding. Bases 287 to 2479 code for a protein of 730 amino acids. Lineage: Eukaryota; Viridiplantae; Streptophyta; Magnoliopsida; Lamiales; Oleaceae.